Messenger RNA from Effrenium voratum, 2035 nucleotides. Lineage: Eukaryota; Dinophyceae; Suessiales; Symbiodiniaceae. The record is from the annotation of a GenBank genome assembly.
AGCCACCAGGGCUCCGGGGGUGCUGACCAACAGGGCUGGUCUAGGACCUGGCCGAUCGCGCCCCCGAGUGCCAUUGCUGGCAACAAUGCCAUCAGUUGCUGGCUUGGCCGCGGCGGUGGCGGUUUUGGCGGCAAACCCAUCCACGGUGCGAGCAGGGAAGGACACCCAUACGUACAAGAAAGGCGAGGACGUGGUGGUUUGGACAGACAAAGUUGGUCCUUACAACAACCCGCAGGAGACGUACGAAUACAGCACGCUCGGUUUGUGCGAGUUGGAAGGUGAGGACAUUGCCGUAGAGCAGGGCGAGCUGUCAAUUGGUGAGACUCUCGAAGGACACGCAUUUUUCUCCUCACCCAGGUUGGACAUCCACUUUGGGCAGAGCAAGCCCCCAACCCCGCUAUGCAGCAUGGUGUUGAGUGACGAGAAAGCGAAGGCGCUUGAUGCUGUGAUCAACGACAACUAUUGGUACCAGCUCUACAUAGACGACUUGCCCAUUUGGGCGUUUGUUGGGGAGCACUCCAAGUUUGCCCUUGAUGUUAGCCGGUUCUCAAUGAUGUACCGGGACAACAACAAAUCAUUGCAGUUGCCAACGGGAUCAGCUCCUCCGGUUCCCAAACACUUGAAGGGCAAGCCGCUUCCUCGCAUUUACACUCAUCGGCACUUCACUCUCUUCUACAACAAUGACCAGAUUAUUGAGGUUGACAUGGAGCCAUCCAGCCCAUGGCCCGUCUACCCUGGUGCUCCGCUGAACUUCUCUUACACUGUUCUUUGGUUUCAGACCAACAAGGAGUUCAAGGACAGAACGAAUCGAUACCUGGACCCAAAGUUCUUUGAGCACAAGGUCCACUGGUUUUCGAUUGUGAACUCCUUCAUGCUGUGCCUAUUUCUGUGCGCUGUUGUUGCCAUCAUCCUGAUGAAAACGCUGAAGCGGGACUUUACUCGAUAUUCUGCCAGUGAAGCUGAAGAAUUGGAAAACUUGGACGGCGUUGGUGAUGAGAGUGGCUGGAAGCAAGUCAACGGUGAUGUAUUCCGGAAGCCAGACCAUUUGGCAAUCUUCACUGUGGUGUAUGCCUCGGGCUGCCAUUUGGCAUGCACCGUCUUCAUUGUGCUCAUCUUUGCCAUAUGCAAUUCGUACUAUGCAUCACGUGGAGCAACAGCUGGUUCAUUUGUCAUAGCAUAUCUUUGCACGGUUAUCGUUGGUGGCUACGAGGGCGGUAGAAUAUUCAGAAUGUUUGGUGGCCAGCAGUGGAAGAGGACAAUGGUUUACCAGUGUCUAUUUAUGCCCGGACUUGUGUUUCUUAGCUUCAUUGUCAUCAAUACCACUGCUAUCUUCUACAGAGCGACCAUGACAGUGCCGUUCAAGACAAUUUUCAUCAUUCUGAUUUUGUUUCUUGCCGUGUGUGUGCCGCUGCACACAGUUGGGACAUUGCUUGGGCGAAGAGCAGCUUCCGAGCGUUCUUUCCCCUGCCGUGUUCACCACUUGAAGAGGCCCAUUCCAACAAAGCAUUGGGCAUUCACACCCAUCAUGACGAUGGUUGCAGGAAUUGUGCCCUUUGGGUGCCUCUUCAUCGAGAUGUACUUCAUUCUGUCGGCAGUUUGGAGCCACAACAAGAUCUACUAUGUCUAUGGCUUCAUGUUUGCCAUCCUGGUGUUGCUUUGCUUGGUAAUUGUGUGUGUAAGCAUCACUUGCACCUACAUCCUUCUCAACGCAGAAGAUUACAGGUGGCAGUGGCAAUCGUACCUUAGUUGUGCAGCUACAUCGCUUUAUGUUUUUGCGUACACCAUUCAUUACUUCUACAAUUCCACACAGAUGUCUGGUUUUCUGCAGACGGUAUACUACUUUGGCACAUCGCUGAAUUUCUGCAUUGGCCUAGCUCUAUUUUGUGGCUCAUUGGGCUUUAUUGGCGCCUCAAAGUUUGUCUUCCUCAUAUACAGCAACAUCAAGGCGGAGUGAAUUAGCAGGCCAGUAAAUCGUGGCUCUGCAUGCUGGGCUUGAACAAGGAGUGGCAUCCCGCGCAAGGUAUGGUUCAAAACA